AUGAUCUUUAAUAUAACUAGUCCAUCAAAAAUCCCAAUGUUGUUCUUGCCCUUAAUAUUGGGUCUUUCCAAGCUCGUCGUGGGUGCCAGUUCUUCUGAAGACACUACAACUGUUACCGUGACAGUUACUCCCGUAGAAACUGCCUUCACCACUGUUAGUUCUAUUGCUAAUGUCGUCGAACAAGUGUAUGUUUUCACAGACUCAUCAAAUGGUUCACUUACUACCUUGACAACUCUGACAACUGAAUGGUUACCUUUGACUGCCACUGCCACCCUGCCAGUUUCAGCAACCAGUGAUUCAUCAUCUGAAGAAGUUUCCUCCGAAGCUACUUCCUCCUCCGCUACUGUUACAUCGUCAUCGUCAUCUGAAGCAGCCACUUCCUCCGCUGCAGGUGUAUCAUCAUCAUCAUCAUCAUCAUCCUCAACUGCAGCCACCACCUCGUCUACCUUUACUGGAAACUACUACUCCACUGGUUAUACUACUGCCACCGAAAACAUUAGUGGUUCCGACGUCGUGGUGGAGUACGUUGUGUUGUACACCAAUGCAUGUUAG
This is a messenger RNA of Lizanozyma spartinae, 552 nucleotides long. RefSeq lists its product as uncharacterized. The coding region runs from base 1 to 552 and encodes 183 amino acids. The transcript is spliced from 3 exons. The record is from RefSeq and is a predicted model, not a curated record. Lineage: Eukaryota; Fungi; Ascomycota; Pichiomycetes; Serinales; Debaryomycetaceae.